Thlaspi arvense is the source of this 1224-nucleotide messenger RNA. The record is from the annotation of a GenBank genome assembly. NCBI's taxonomy places the organism in Eukaryota, Viridiplantae, Streptophyta, Magnoliopsida, Brassicales, Brassicaceae.
GUUGCUUUGAGAAACAGAAUUGAUAAGAUAAUGUUUAAAAUUCGAAUAUUCAUUACGUAACUCUCAGAAUUAGAUAGAAAUAUGCCUUUUUAAAAAGAUUUACCCCCAAAGUGUACUUACAGCUAUCACUUAAUUUUAAUUAUGGGCCGACUAUAUAUACACAUUCGUCAUCAUCAUUAUAAAUUGUUUGUAUAAAAAAGGCACUGUUUCUGUUCUCAAGUCUUGAUCAAUUAGAGGCGGCUUUGCAGAAAAAAAAUGCACUAUCAAGAACAAAUGGAGUCUCUUAUGUUGGGUGAAGAGCGCAGACGCGGAAACUACGUUAGGGACGCAGACGCGGACACAGAUGAAGGUUUUAACUCUCCGUCUUCUUUCCCCAACUCUCCUGACGAUUCGGACCGUCGCAGUUCUUCUUCUUCUUCGAGGAGAGGAUUGUCAAAACACUACAAAGGUAAAUCACAGUCGUUCACAUCGUUGUCUGAAGCGCUAACCUUAGAGGAUCUCGCGAAACCCGAGAAUCCUUUCAACGCAAAGCUGAAGCAGCGACGGGAGAACUCUCACUGUCGACGAUCCUCCGGAUGUGGUGGCUCAUCGGAACGAAAUUUAGGUGGUCACGACGUUUUUCUCGUCGGAAACAAUAGGCCGCCGCGACUUCCCGGCAUCGAGUUUGAAGUUAUACAUAUCGAUCUCGAUACAUUUGAGCAGAAAAAACCAGAACAUCUUCUUCGUCAGCCGUUUGGUCAAGUUCCAGCUAUUGAAGAUGGAGAUCUGAAGCUUUUUGAAUCGCGAGCCAUAUCAAGGUACUACGCGACCAAGUAUGCGGACCAAGGAACAGACCUAUUAGGGAAGACCUUGGAGCAACGAGCCAUCGUGGAACAGUGGAUGGAAGUUGAGGCUAACUAUUUCAACGUUGUUGUUCUACCUUUGGUUAUCAAUAUCGUGUUUAAGCCCAAGUUUGGUGAGUGCGACGUCGCUUUGGUCGAAGAGUUAAAGGCCAAGUUCGGGAAGAUCCUCGAUGUGUAUGAGAACCGGUUAGCUACGAACCGGUACUUAGCCGGUGCUGAGUUCACAUUGGCUGAUUUGACUCAUAUGCCCGGUUUGAGGUAUAUAAUGAAUGAAGCUGGUUUGAGCGACAUGGUUACGUCUCGAGAGAAUGUUAACCGGUGGUGGGCUGAGAUUUCGGCUAGACCGGCUUGGAAGAAACUCAUGGAAAUGGCUGCUUAUUAA